Molecule: messenger RNA, 948 nt
Organism: Balaenoptera acutorostrata (minke whale)
Lineage: Eukaryota; Metazoa; Chordata; Mammalia; Artiodactyla; Balaenopteridae
Product: olfactory receptor 4S2-like
Exons: 1
Coding region: 1-948 (315 amino acids)
Biological process (GO): G protein-coupled receptor signaling pathway
Cellular component (GO): membrane
Molecular function (GO): olfactory receptor activity; G protein-coupled receptor activity
Source: RefSeq, a predicted model, not a curated record
AUGGAAAAUAAUGUCACUGAAUUUAUCCUCAUGGGUCUUUCUCAAAAUAAGGAAGUACAGCAACUAUGCUUCUUUUUGUUCCUACUCUUUUAUAUGAUCCUCAUGACUGGAAAUUUUUUCAUUAUAAUAACUAUUCAAAGGAGCUCAAAUCUCAACUCUCCAAUGUACUUCUUCCUUAGCUUCUUAUCCUUUGUUGACAUCUGCUAUUCCUCUGUUACAGCCCCCAAGCUGAUUAUUGACUUUCAAGCCAAGGUCAAGAGAAUCUCUUUUGAUGGUUGUAUGGUCCAGCUCUUUUUCAUCCAUCUGCUUGGCUGCACAGAGAUCUUUAUCCUCACAGUGAUGGCCUAUGACAGGUACAUGGCCAUCUGUAAGCCUCUACGCUAUUUGACCAUCAUGGACUGGAAAUUCUGCUCCAUAUUGGUGGUGUUCUGUUGGCUAGGAGGCUUUGUGCAUACUUUUAUCCAGACCGUGCUCACUGUACAACUCCCUUUCUGUGGCCCCAACCUGAUCGACCACUACUUCUGUGACGUCCACCCUUUACUGAAGCUGGCUUGCACAGACACAUAUGUGGUGGGGCUCAUUGCAAUGGCCAACAGUGGCAUGAUUUCACUGAGCUCCUUUGUCAUUCUUGUGGGCUCUUACACGGUCAUCUUGCUUUCCUUCAAGACUCACUCAUCAGAGGGGAGGCGCAAAGCUCUGUCCACAUGCGCUUCCCACAUCACUGUGGUAAUAUUAUAUUUUGUCCCCUGCAUCUUCAUCUACCUGAGACCUUCCACCACUUUUCCUGAGGACAAGAUGGUGGCUGUAUUUUACACUGUCAUCACACCCAUGUUGAAUCCUCUGAUCUACAGCCUGAGAAACACGGAGGUGAAAAACGCAAUGAAGAGACUGUGGAUCAAGAGGUUGUUGGGCAGAACAACCUGGGGAUUGAUACAGCCUCCGUUGUAA